Messenger RNA from Sardina pilchardus (European sardine), 1101 nucleotides. Its product is annotated as G-protein coupled bile acid receptor 1. Gene Ontology annotation, cellular component: plasma membrane. Gene Ontology annotation, biological process: G protein-coupled receptor signaling pathway. The record is from RefSeq and is a predicted model, not a curated record. Lineage: Eukaryota; Metazoa; Chordata; Actinopteri; Clupeiformes; Clupeidae. The annotation marks the transcript as partial. The transcript has a single exon. Gene Ontology annotation, molecular function: G protein-coupled bile acid receptor activity.
GGAGGUGGAGGAGGAGGAGGCUCAGGCAGUGUGGAGGUGCAGCUGAUCUACUCCAUCACCAUGCCCCUCUCCAGCACCAUCAUCCUGGCCAACCUGCUCAUCAUCCUGGCCAUCGGCUGCAACCGCCGGCUGCACACCACGCCCAACUACUUCUUCCUGAGCCUGCUGGUGGCCGACCUGGGCACCGGGGUGGCGCUGCCCUUCAUCCCCUGGAUGGGCCUGAGUCGCCCGCUGAGCUUCGGCGCGUGCCUGCUGGUGCACGUGCUGCCCAACUUCCUGUUCCUGGCGUUCCUGCUGAACCUGGUGAUGGUGCACUACGAGCGCUACCUGAGCAUCGUGAGCCCGCUGCGCCACCGCACCUUCUGGGUGCACCGCCGCUUCCCGCUGGUGCUGCUGGCGCUCUGGCUGCCGCCGCUGCUCUUCGCCCUGCUGCCCGCCUUCGGCUGGAACAACCGCCGCGCCAGCGGGGGGCGGGCGUGGAGCGGGUGCUGCCGCCCGGGUGGCACCGGCGGGCACGCGGAAGGCGGCGCGAUGGACGACGACGCCAACUGCUCGCUAACGGCCGCUGCGGGCGGCGGGUCGGGCGAGCGCUGCUGCACGUACCGCCACGUCUUCCCCAACGCCUUCAUCUACCUGGAGGUGUACGGCAUCCUGGCGCCCGCCAUCCUGUCCAUCGCCGCCAUGACCGGCCGCGUGCUGUGGAUCACGCACGGCCAGCUGAAGGACAUCCGCCGGCUGCAGCUGUCGGUGACGUCCGGCGUCCGGGGCCGGGGCCGGAGCCGGGGGGGGGGCAGGCAGCUGGGCGUGGACGUGCGCUACGCCCGCUGCGUGGCGGCCGUCUCGCUGACCUUCCUGGCGUGCUGGGUGCCCUACAUCAUCUACACGCACGUGGGCAUGGCCUUCCUGCUGCGGCCCGGCGCCGAGGGCAACGCCACCGCCCACAUCGUGCUGUCGUGCGCCGGCGUGGGCGGCAUGGCCGUGGUGCCCCUCGUGCUGGGCCUCGCCAACCGGGAGUACACCGACCCCAUACGCAAGUUCUUGCGCAAACUCCACAACCGCUGGCGGCCGAGAAGGUGGAGCGCGGAGACUAUCGCCCUGUGA